UGGGCACUGGUGGGUGGCAUUGGUGGGCACAGGUGGGUGGGCACAGGUGGGUGGCACUGCUGGGCACAAGUAGGUGGCACUUCUGGGCACACUUGUGUGACACUGCUGGGUGGCACAGGUGGGUGCACUGCUGGGCACAGGUGGGUGCACUGCUGGGCACAGGUGGGAGGAACUUGUGGGUGGCACUGCUGGGCACCGAUCAUCAGGACACUGAUCAUCAGUGCCCUGAUGAUCGGUGCCGAUCCCUGCUCUAACAACUGCCGAUUCUCGGCAGUACUUUCCUCACGAUCUGACAGCGUGAGGAAAGUGCAGCCGAGAACCGGCAAUUGC
This is a messenger RNA of Staurois parvus, 330 nucleotides long. The record is from the annotation of a GenBank genome assembly. NCBI's taxonomy places the organism in Eukaryota, Metazoa, Chordata, Amphibia, Anura, Ranidae.